AUGAAGCUUCAAGAGCCCACCUUUGGCAAUGGAUUCUUUCGUUUGACUCGACCAAUCAACCAAAACUUCGUGGUCGGUGCUAUCCUGUUCUGCUUACCUGGGAUCUAUUUGGCACUCACUGGUCUCGGUGCCGGUGGAGGACGGCCGUCGUCUCAAACCGUUGCAUCCACGACCAAUGCCGUUCUCUAUGGAUUGUUCACGUUGUUUGGAUGGAUAGGUGGCGCAAUCUUGAACGUUGCAGGGCCCAAAUUGACAAUUAUGUUUGGUGCCGUGGGCUAUCCGCUUUACGUGGGGGGUCUGUGGUAUUUUGAUCGAGUUGGAAACGCCUGGUUCCCGUAUUUUGGCGGUGCAAUCCUUGGUGUCACAGCCGGAUGUUUAUGGACUGCGGCCGGCUUCAUCCAAUUCGCCUACGCCCAGGAGGAUGAAAAGGCUCUGUUUAUAACUUGGCAAUGGGUUCUCACAUCUUUCGGAGGCACAGUGGGCAGUUUGAUCGCCUUUGGGGUAAAUUUCAAACAGACUGAGUCGACUGGUGUCUCGAAUGCUGUCUAUACUGUCUUCAUCGUCAUCAUGUGCAUGGCUAUUGUGAUAGCUUUCUGCUUCAUCAUCAGUCCCAAGAAAGUUGUGAGAGACGACGGCACUCACCUGGCUCUUUUCCACAAAGCCGACGUGGGGGACGAGAUCAAAGGUCUUGUCAGGCUUUUCAUGGACUGGAAGGUCAUUGCUCUCAUCCCUGCAAUAUUCGUCGCCGAGAUGGACCUGGCGCUCCUCUCCAGUAUCAACGCAUACUAUUUCAACUUGCGGACACGCUCUCUCAACAAUGUUCUGUUUCAAUUCAUCAUGAUUCCUUGUCCUCUCAUAUUGGCCUAUGUUAUGGACAAAACCCCCAUCAAAUCUCGCCGACUUCGGGGCAUUGCUGGCGCAAGUCUCAUGGGCUCGAUCACUCUUGCCACAAAUGCUGGUCUGGCGGCUUGGAUUGUUUAUAAUGACGUUAACAGACAGCGGAAUACCCCCCCCGGCGUGGACUGGACUGACAGUAAAUUUGGAGCCGGUUUCAUUCUGUAUCUGUUAUCGGGAGUUAUCUACGCCUGCUACCAAAUUGUCGUCCAAUGGACGCUCGGAGCUCUCAGCAAUGAUCCAAAACUCUGUGCUAGAUACGCCGGGCUCUUCAAAGGAACUACGUCUUUGGGCAUGUGCAUUUCCUUCGUAUUGGACGCCCAGAACGUAUCUUACAUCGACCAGCUCAUCGUUCAGUUUACACUCUACGUCGUUGGUCUGGUCUUCCUUUUCCUGAUCAUCUGGCGAUAUGUGAUUCCAACCAACUACUUUUUGGAGGAAAACGUCAUCGUUCCUCACAAAUGGGAAGAGAGAGCGAGAAUUGAAGGUUUGGUUGGAGACGAGCAGAUUGAAAGGGAGCACCAGAAGGAGCUGCUGGCUGAGAAGGGCGUGGCAAUCGACUCAAAGGGCCCGAGAGCCGUGAGCGAGACGACCAUUGCCGGGUAG
Molecule: messenger RNA, 1500 nt
Organism: Rhinocladiella mackenziei CBS 650.93
Lineage: Eukaryota; Fungi; Ascomycota; Eurotiomycetes; Chaetothyriales; Herpotrichiellaceae
Exons: 6
Coding region: 1-1500 (499 amino acids)
Source: RefSeq, a predicted model, not a curated record